AUGGCGGCGCCGAUCACGGCGAUGAAUUGCUUGGUGUUCCUGCGGGCAAUGGUGUCGGUGCUCUGCCUGGGCCGGCUGGGGGGCCUGGAGCUCGCCGGCGGCGCCCUCUCCAUCGGCUUCACCAACAUCACCGGCUACUCCGUCCUCUUCGGCUUGGCCUCUGGUUUGGAGCCCCUCUGUAGCCAAGCUUAUGGCUCCAAGAACUGGGAGCUCAUCUCCCUCUCCUUCCAGCGCACCGUCGUCCUCCUCCUCGCCGCCGCCGUGCCCAUCGCCGUCCUCUGGCUCAACCUCGGCCCCAUCCUCGGCACACUCCUCCGCCAGGACCCCGCCAUCACCGCCGUCGCCGCCACCUACUGCGCCUACUCCUUACCAGACCUGCUCACCAACGCCUUCCUGCAACCGCUUCGCGUUUAUCUGCGUUCGCAGGGGAUCACCAAGCCGAUGAUGUGCUGCUCUGCCGUAGCCGUGCUGUUCCAUGUGCCGCUGAACCUGGUGCUGGUGUUCGUGCUGGGCAUGGGGGUCCCCGGGGUGGCCAUCUCCGCCGUGCUCACCAACCUGAACAUGGUCCUCUUCCUCCUCGGGUACCUGUACUUCUCCGGCGCCUGCGAGCUCACCUGGACGGGGUGGUCGCCCGCGUCGCUGUCCCACCUGUCGCCACUGCUCCGGCUGGCACUGCCGAGCUGCUUGGGGGUCUGCCUGGAAUGGUGGUGGUACGAGAUCAUGACCGUCCUCGCCGGCUACCUCCCCGAGCCCACCGUCGCCGUCGGCGCCACUGCCAUCCUUAUCCAGACCACCAGCCUCAUGUACACCGUCCCCAUGGCCCUCGGCGCCUGCGUCUCCACCCGGGUUCGCUCCACCAUUCGCCAUUGCUGCUUCUUCUUCUUCUCCUUCCAGGGCUUCUUCUUCUUCUUCUUCUGCUAGGGUUUCUUCGUCUACUUGGUCAACAUCAUCUUCAUCUUGUUUUGGGUGGUGGUUCAGGUGGGGAACGAGCUGGGGGCGGGGAGGCCGGAGAAGGCGAGGGUGGCGGCGCUGGUGGCCCUGGGCUGCGCGGUGGUGAUCGGGGGGGUGAACGUGAUAUGGACGGCGGCGCUACGGACGAGGUGGGCGGCGCUGUUCACGGAGGACGCCGCCGUGGUGGCGCUGGCCGCGGCGGCGAUGCCCGUCAUGGGCCUCUGCGAGCUCGGCAACUGCCCCCAGACCACCGGCUGCGGCGUGCUCCGGGGCACGGCCCGCCCCGCGGUCGGCGCCAGGAUCAACCUCCUCUCUUUCUACCUCGUCGGCACGCCGGUGGCGGUGGCGCUGGCAUUCUUCCUCGGCGGCGGCUUCGCCGGUCUCUGGUACGGCCUCCUCACGGCGCAGGCGGCCUGCGCAGUGAGCGUGCUCACGGUGGUGCUGCUGAGGACCGACUGGGAGCUCGAAGCGGCCAGGGCCAGGAAGCUCACCGCCGUCGAGAUGGGCGGCGCCGCCGCCCUCGCCGGCGGCGGGGAGGAGACCGAGAGAUUUCUCAACGCCGGGGUGAAAGAGGACGUAUAG
Spirodela intermedia is the source of this 1533-nucleotide messenger RNA. The record is from the annotation of a GenBank genome assembly. Lineage: Eukaryota; Viridiplantae; Streptophyta; Magnoliopsida; Alismatales; Araceae.